AGCACAGCACAGCAUAGUACAGCCCACACCGCAUCUCUUCUCUUGUAAUCCCUACCCCCUUUUUACACGCUCUAUUAUAUCUAUUACUUUUCCCAUCAAUGUGUGAGCAACACGACAGUGAGAACACGCAGCUGGUUGUCUCAACAGACGCGCAGCACCCGGCAAACCUGAUCCCGGAACUCUGCCGCCAAUUCUACAACCACGGCUGGGUCACAGGCACCGGCGGCGGCAUCAGCAUCCGCCGCAACACCCACGUCUACGUCGCCCCCUCAGGCGUCCAGAAGGAGCGCAUCGAGCCAACCGACCUCUUUGUCCUCGAGCUGUCCACCCGCCAAGUGCUUCGCUCCCCACCGCCGCCCAUCAAACCAUCGGCCUGCACGCCUCUCUUCUACAACGCAUACAGCAUGCGCGGCGCCGGCGCCUGCAUCCACACGCACUCGCAGAACGCCGUGCUUGUCACUAUGCUGUACAAGAGCGAGUUUUCCAUCAGCCAUCAGGAGAUGAUCAAGGGGAUCAGGCGCGGCAACUCGGGCCAGAGCCUGAGCUUCUUCGAUACCCUGCGGGUGCCGAUUGUUGAGAACACCGCCGAGGAGGAGAAUUUGACCCGCAGGAUGGCCGACGCCAUGGAGAGGUACCCGGACACGUGCGCGGUGCUGGUGAGGCGCCAUGGCGUUUACAUUUGGGGCGAGACGUGGGAGAAGGCGAAGACCAUGGCCGAGUGCUACGAUUACCUGUUUGAGCUGGCUGUUAAGAUGCACCAGCUCGGCAUUGAUCCCAGCGUUGUUUCUGAGGAGACCAAGACCUCGGUCGACGGCGAGUAGAGUAGACCAAAAUAAAUCGGGAGGAACGGGAUCUGCGAGGUUGGGCUUGGGCUUGGGUCUGAGUGCUUUCUGCAGAAUGACUUCAUAGUAUGCCUCUUCAUUCUUUUUUGCAGUGAGAACUGGAUUUUCUCAAGCCAAAGCAGCCGAUCUCUCUUUUUUAAACAUAAACAAAUGCAA
Kickxella alabastrina is the source of this 998-nucleotide messenger RNA. Its product is annotated as putative methylthioribulose-1-phosphate dehydratase. The coding region runs from base 99 to 821 and encodes 240 amino acids. Gene Ontology annotation, molecular function: metal ion binding; methylthioribulose 1-phosphate dehydratase activity. The record is from RefSeq and is a predicted model, not a curated record. Gene Ontology annotation, cellular component: cytoplasm. The transcript has a single exon. Lineage: Eukaryota; Fungi; Kickxellomycota; Kickxellomycetes; Kickxellales; Kickxellaceae.